CACAUUUUAAGCGUUUGGGUCUAUUCAUUCUCGUUUGUUAUUCACCGAGGUCGACCUAUGAUGUAUCUGAGUUCGACUUAUGACGGCAAAAUACGAGUUUUGGCCUUCUUCUUCGACUCAUUUGUGCGAAACUAACUGCGGUCGACCUAUGGUGAUUUUGAGGUCGACCGAAUCUGUUUCGCACUCCACAUUGUAAGCGUUUGGGUCUAUUCAUUCUCAUUUUUUAUUCACCGUGGUCGACCUAUGAUGUUUCUGAGGUCGACCUAUGACGGCAAAAAUACGAGUUUUGCCCUUCUUCUUCGACUCAUUUGUGUGAAACUAAUUAAUGUCGACCUAUGGUGAUUUUAAGGUCGACCGAAUCUGUUUCGCACUCCACAUUUUAAGCGUUUGGACCUAUUCAUUCUCGUUUUUUAUUCACCGAGGUCGACAUAUGAUGUUUCUGAGGUCAACCUAUGACGGAAAAAAUACGAGUUUUGGCUUUCUUCUUCGACUCAUUUGUGAGAAACUAACUGAGGUCGACCUAUGGUGAUUUUUAGGUCGACCUAUGACGUUUUGCACUACACAUUUUAAGAGUUUGGGUCUAUUCAUUCUCGGUUUUUAUUCACCGAGAUCGACCUUUGAUGUUUCUGAGGUCGACCUAUGAUGACAAAAAUACGAGUUUUGGCCUUCUUCUUCGACUCAUUUGUGCGAAACUAACAAAGGUCGACCUAUGGUGAUUUUGAGAUCGACCUAAUCUAUUUCGCAGUCCACAUUUUAAGCAUUUGGGCCUAUUCAUUCUCGUUUUCUAUUCACCGAGGUCGACCUAUGAUAUUUCUAAGGCCGACUUAUGACGGCAAACAUACGAGUUUUGGCUUUCUUCUUCGACACAUUUGUGCGAAACUAACUGCGGUCGACCUAUGGUGAUUUUGAGGUCGACCUAUGACGUUUUGCACUCCACAUUUUAAGCAUUUAGGCCUAUUCAUUCUCAUUUUUUAUUCACCGAGGUUGACCUAUGAUGUUUCUGAGUUCGGCCUAUGACUAUUUUGACGAGUUUUGGCCUUCUUCUUCGACUCAUUUGUGCGAAACUAUCGGAGGUUGACCUAUGAUUCUUUUGAGGUCGACCUAUGAUGUUGUUUAAUCCAAUUGUUACGGGUCGGCCGUUUCUGAUUAUGAGGUCGACCUAUGAUGUUUGCACUCCAAUUUUGGCGUUCUUCGACCCAUAUUUGUGCUUGAUUUUCUGAGUUCGACAUAUGGUGUGUAUUAGGUCGACCUAUGAUGUUUAAGAGGUCGACCUAACGUUGUUUUGUUUUAUCUAUACGUGCAGAGUUUAGGUUGACCUGUUUAUGGAGAGAACAACCUAGUUUUGUUCUUUUCAAAAAUGUAACUAACUGUUAUUCUCGCUUGUUGUAUCUCAUGAUGUUUGGCAGCAAAAAGAAAAGAAAGGCAAACAAAGCCGCUGCCUCAAGUUCGGAAUGGGAAGAGUUCUGGCCCUCUUUGUUCCAGACCAAAGAGCAAAGUGACAAAUUUGAAGAGAGGAGAAUGCACAACCGCAAGGUGGCUCCUGGAAGGCCAUUGACGACGGAUGCGUAUUCUCAUUUUGAGAAUUACGGGUUUCUAGCACCCUUUGUCGAGCAAGAGUGGCUGAAGGUGAUAUCUCUAAAUGCACCAUACUACCCAAAAAUGGUACAGUACUUAUACAACAACAUCACCUAUCAGCAUAAUACAAUUGGAUCCAUUCAUGCAUUUAAAAGCUAUGUGAAUGGGGUGGAGAUGCGCAUCAGCAACAAUGUGUUGGCGCAAGUACUAGAGGCUCCAAACGAGGGGAAGAGAAUCAAUUCUUACACUGCUUGGAAUGAAACUCAUAUCUCGAGAGCCAAGCAAAUCCAGACGGUAUGUGUUCUUGAUGAAGAGGAAGAUGGUCGCAGUAGGCCAACGAGUAACCACCUGAUAGUUCAAGCAAGAGUUCUUCACCACAUGUUUUCCUACAACAUUCUGCCAAAGGGUGGACAUCGGGAGACAGUCACCUACUUCGACAUGGAGCUCCUCACCAACCUACUGUCAGACGUGAAGGUGAACUUGCCAUUCUUGAUCUUUAACCACAUGCUUACUGCUGCAGAGAGUUCAAACAUGAAUCUUCCCCAUGGGAUGAUCCUGACUUUGCUAUUUGAGCAUUUUAAUGUGGAUUUAAGUGGUGAGGUUGGCUUAAGAAUCUCAAGGCUAGAGUUCUAAUCAGUUUCAUCUCUCAAAAAGAUGGGCUUUGAGCUGCGUAAUGGUGAGUAUGUCUGAAUAAACAAUGCUCAUGGUGUCCAUGGUGUUGAUGAUGAGGAGGAUGAUGAUGGUGAUUCUAAUGAAGGAGCUGGAGACGAGCCAAUGCCACAGACACAGAGUUCAUCUCCACCAGUCACCUUAGAGCGUGUGUGGGAGCGCAUGGAUGACAUGCAUGUACGACUACAUGGGGCAAAUGACCACCCAGAUGAGCACACUGCAAGUGACCGUGAAUGAGAUGCGAGAUGAGUUUCGAUCUUUCAGUGGAAGAUACAUGCAUCCCACCACAUCCGAUUACCAUCAUGCUAGCAACAAAAAUGAAGAAAAUGUGGAUGAGGGAGAGAGGGGACAGGAGUAGGAACUCGAUGAUUUUAGAUUAUGUGUUUUUAUUGUUAAGUGUUAAAAAACGAUUGUUGAUUGUUAUUCUGUUGUUUUAGUUUUUUUUAUGUGUGAACAAUUAUGAUUUGUGUUUUAUUGUAUUUCUUGUUAGUUUGUUUAGUUGUUAUGUUAUGAAGUGAUGAGUCAUUGUUAUCAUUAUUUAUGACUAGUUAUGAUGGUUUGGAACAUAAUUUGUACGAGCAAAAGAACCACACAAAUCGACAUACAUAAGCAAAAAAGACACGAAGCAUGGGUUGACUUUCUUGUAUUCGGUCGACAUCGUACCGAACUAGGUCGACCUCGAAACCAACACUUUAUCUUCAUUUUACGUCAAAUGAUGAUUGGACAAAUGGAUAGAACACUUCUCUUCUAUCUGGUCGGCCUCUUUCUGUAUCUGGUCGACCAUGUUGUUAAUGACCGCCAUCAAGUGGUCGACCUAUAUACCUUUACGGUCGACCAUGUUGUUUCUAACGCCAACGAAAUGGCCGACCGAGGUUUUAUUGUGGUCGACCAAAAAUAACAACUUAAACUACGUAUGGGCGACCAAAUGAUCUUUGAGGUCGACCGCGAUGCUUUCUCGUGGUGCCCAAAUUAGUCAAUUCGGUCGACCUCCUUCAGGAUUAGGUCGACCGAAAAAUCCAUGUUACGGUGACAUGCAUGUCAGUUGUCACCGUAGGCAUAUCCUUUUUAUUUUUUACUAUGCAUUUUUAUCAAACAUAUCUAUUUAGCUAUUUUUGUAUUUGAUAUAUCUCUAUAUUUUGGAAAAAUUAUCAAAUGUGUUAUUCUGUUAAAAUUUUCUUCUAAAAAUCAUGAACCACGAUCGAAUCUUGGUUUUGGCGACACAAUUCUAAAAUAGCCCUAUUAAAUUUUCUUUUAUAUAACUCAACACCCCUAAUAGUUUCACUUUAACAAAGCUUGGAGAAAUAAAUGAAGGAGCAAAAAUGACAUUUUCUCUACCAUUUUGUUGAGGUUGAAAGUUUUUUAUGAAAAUAUUAACAGAAGAACAUGUUUAGUAAUUUUUCGGAAGUACAAGGACAUGAUUGAUGUAAAAAUAAUAGAGAGACAUAUUUGAUAACAACGCAUAGUGGAAUGACACAUUAUACCUAUAACCCUUCAUAAUUUUUUCAAAAUACAAACACAUUUAAUGUUAAAAAUAAUAAAUGAACAUAUUAGUAAAGG
This is a messenger RNA of Linum trigynum, 3801 nucleotides long. NCBI's taxonomy places the organism in Eukaryota, Viridiplantae, Streptophyta, Magnoliopsida, Malpighiales, Linaceae. The record is from the annotation of a GenBank genome assembly.